Polypterus senegalus (gray bichir) is the source of this 786-nucleotide messenger RNA. Its product is annotated as gastrula zinc finger protein XlCGF7.1-like. Gene Ontology annotation, molecular function: DNA-binding transcription factor activity, RNA polymerase II-specific; RNA polymerase II cis-regulatory region sequence-specific DNA binding. Bases 1 to 786 code for a protein of 261 amino acids. The record is from RefSeq and is a predicted model, not a curated record. Gene Ontology annotation, biological process: regulation of transcription by RNA polymerase II. Lineage: Eukaryota; Metazoa; Chordata; Cladistia; Polypteriformes; Polypteridae. The transcript is spliced from 3 exons.
AUGGCCUCAGCCAAAGAAGAUGGUGUAGAUGAGAGAAUGGUGGACAUUAAAGAAGAGGACUUUAAGAACAGUCUUUAUAGACACAGCAAAAUCCAUACUGGAGAAAAAUCUCAUUGCUGUUCUGAAUGUGGAAAACGAUUCUUAGAUUUAUUCUCACUUCAGUGUCACAUCAGAACUCAUACUGGAGAGAAACCUUAUUGUUGUCCUGAAUGUGAUAAGCAGUUCUCACAACAAAGCACCCUACAGAGUCACAUCAGAGUUCACACCGGAGAGAAACCUCACCAAUGCUUGGAAUGUGGCAAACGAUUCUCACGCGUCAGUUCUCUUAAUACUCAUAGGAGAAGUCAUACUGGAGAGAAGCCUUACAUUUGUACUGACUGUGGAAUGCGAUUCUCAUAUAACAGUUCUCUUCACAAUCAUAAAGUAAUUCAUUCUGGUAAGAAACAAAGCUGUUCUGAAUGUGGCAAGCUUUUCUCAGACAGCAGGAGUCUUAAGGACCACAUGAUAAUUCACUCUGAAGAGAAACCUUAUUGCUGUCCAGAAUGUGGCAAACGAUUCUCUCGUCAAAAGACCCUUAAGAGCCACAGAAUGAUCCACACUGGAGAGAAGCAGUACACCUGUUCUGAAUGUGGCAAAGGGUACUGUUCCAAAAAAAGUUUUCGGAGACACACACAAAGUCAUAUUGGAUUAAAGCCUGUCCCAGACAUGACAAAUGAUCUUUCUAUUGGCUCCACAACCAAAAAAAUAAAGAAAAAUCUUCGGAAUGAUGGAAAGCACUCCAUUUGA